Molecule: messenger RNA, 967 nt
Organism: Ruditapes philippinarum (Manila clam)
Lineage: Eukaryota; Metazoa; Mollusca; Bivalvia; Venerida; Veneridae
Exons: 6
Coding region: 152-967 (271 amino acids)
Source: RefSeq, a predicted model, not a curated record
AUAUACAAUAAAGCUUUAAAACAGGAUUACUUCCCUUAGUUUAUUAAGCGCUUCUAAGAUUUCAUAAUCAGUUACGACAUACUUUACUAUCGGAUUUGAUACGGGAGAUAUAACUACAUUCGCUAAUUUUAUUAUGCAUUGAAAUCUAGAAAUGAUUCUUCCAAUAUACCGUGUAGAUCCAUCUCCAGGCAUGUGUCGAAUCUUCGCAGCAAUUUGGAUGUUUUUCUUGUGUAUAUUUAAGGCGAUUAAUGCAGAUACGCCAAUAACUAUUACAAGUAGAACAUGUGGUGAGACAUACGAUAUGGAUAUGUACAAGAACACUGAUGUGUAUUAUGACGGCUCAGAUGUAUUACACGAGAACCCUUGUCACGUGCAGUUCACUAAAAGUUCUUACGAGCAGUUCAUCUGCAUACGUGGCGACGAUAUUAGACUAGAUUGUGAUACAGAGUUAGAAUACCACGAAGCUUUUGUUAAAAAUUACAUCGAUCCUGAGGUGGAAAUGUCAUGUUAUGAUACAAAAAAGGAAGAAUGGUGUCCUAGCCAGUACCAAGACAAUAUUUACGUUGUUAUCAGGAAAGAUUCGCGUCAAACGACAGAUAGAAUAAGACUACGAGUUUACCUCAAAGAUGUGCCGGACGACGAUUACCCUACAGGAAGUCUAUCUGGAAUGAUCAUUAUAUAUAUAGCAAUCCCUAUCGUAUUUGUUGUAAUGUGUACAUGCUUGGUCUUGAUCAUCCGCAAAAAACAAAAAGCAACACGCCCUCCUGUUACAUACCAAACUACAUCAGGCGCAAUUAAUGUACAAGCAGGUCAAAUGAAUCCAACACAACACAAUCCUCUGCCAUAUCAACCGAUACCGAUACAGCAAAGCGGACUUCAAGGAAAUUACAAUGUUCAUCCAAUGCAAAGUGCGUAUCCAGUGCAAGCUGUCAGUCAGAAUCCUUAUUCUCAAACAGGGGGAAAAUAA